GAAGGAACGCGGCAGGAUAUCGUUUGAGGCAAUCUUAUGCUGUUCAGUGUCCACACACUGUCUUUGGCGGCGAUCUCGUGGAGCUGCUGUAGAGUAUCCAAUGGGCGUCUCGAUCCAGGCGUGCCCCCACCAGCCCACGCAGCGUCCCAAUCGUGGUGGCUGCGCCUGGGAGAUUAGGAGCAUCGGGCCCCUGCUUGCCUUUGGUCGAAAUUUGAAGCUAUGCUAUUCCUCGACGCCUUGGCAAUUUCUGAAACGACGGGACCCCCUUGAACGGUCAUCAUGGACCCACAUAAUAAGUCCGAAAAAGGAUGAGUGGCAGCGACGACCGAACCAACUUCCGGCUUGUUUUGGAGGGGGAAAGGCAAGAAAAGGGAAGGGGCCGUCGCAGCGAAACAGGAAGAGGACCGCCAUCUUUGUCCAGACGGUACCGCCGCUGCACUCGUCAAAAGAAACAAAUCCGGGUUCAUGCGACGAUCGAACAAAGGAGGCUCUGCCGGGCCUUGCCAGGGGGAGGCAGAGUUGUAUCAAGCACCAGAGCGCCCUCCUUUCUCGUCGCCUCCACCGUACAUCUCAUGCGUCCUCAGUCAGCGCCAACGUCCUCUCUCUUUUUUUUUUUUUUUUUUUUUUUUUUUUUUUUUUUUUUUUUUUUUUUGGAACGAAGGAUGUAAAGGAUGACGGUGGUGUUUUCCCUUCCCUUCCUAGGUGGUGUGGAGAGCGAGGCAGAGGGACAUGGGACGAAUCGGUGGGUUACCCCAUCUCUAGACAGGGAGAUUAACCAACGGUGAGACCAAGUAGUUUAUAGCAAGCGCAUAUACGAGCAACAACUAUUACACUAUAUUGGUUCCAAAUCUGCUAGAGAGACAAUAUUCAUCAUUAUGGUUGCCGCUCGUCAGGUAAAGGUAUCAUUCCGAAAGGAGGAACCCACGAUACAAGCAGUCCCAUGCCUCGGCAUAUAUCCCUUAGCAAGGUUAGCAGGGAUUUUGUCAAGUGCAGGGUCGGAAGGAUGUCUCUGCUUGGCAAAUGCAGUCCCCACUCUGG
Colletotrichum navitas is the source of this 1038-nucleotide messenger RNA. RefSeq lists its product as uncharacterized. The transcript has a single exon. Lineage: Eukaryota; Fungi; Ascomycota; Sordariomycetes; Glomerellales; Glomerellaceae. Bases 101 to 775 code for a protein of 224 amino acids. The record is from RefSeq and is a predicted model, not a curated record.